Perkinsus marinus ATCC 50983 is the source of this 1159-nucleotide messenger RNA. RefSeq names its product TPR repeat protein, putative. Lineage: Eukaryota; Perkinsozoa; Perkinsida; Perkinsidae. The record is from RefSeq and is a predicted model, not a curated record. The transcript has 9 exons. Bases 13 to 1023 code for a protein of 336 amino acids. Gene Ontology annotation, molecular function: protein binding. Gene Ontology annotation, biological process: cell division.
AGUUGUCUCGAAAUGCCCUCUAGGCGGUCCCCAACUCCGACGGACGUGACAGCCCAGGACCUAAUAACUCGGGCCAGCGACUGUCUUGAAAGGUUCCCUCCGGAGGGGGAGAUGGCUAUACGGUACAUGGAUAAAGCGUUCCAAAAGGAUCCUAAUAACCCGGAUGUACUUGACUUCUACGGCGAGGUACUGUUAGAAUAUUCCAAUGAGGAUGUCGAGAAAGCGGUACAGUUGUUCAAACGGAGUGUCGAGCUAGCACCUGCUAUCAACGGGAGCAAGUAUUUCUACUUGGGUCAGUUGUCGGAGGGGAGUGACUCCUUGCAGUACUACAUGAAAGCCGCCCAAAUACUAGAGAACGAGCUUCAGGAUGCUGAGGUUGAAGGAGAGGAAGUCCGGAGCGUUGUCGAGGCUAGACUAAUAUCGGCAAUGUGUGCUAUUGGUGAGCUCUAUAUGACCGACAUGUGCGACGAAGCGGAUGCUGAGGAGAACUGCAAGAAAUACUUAGAGGGAGCCGUUUCACGCGCGCCUCAGUCAGUAGAGGCUCUCUCGGGUCUAGCCGUGUACUACAAGGUCAUACAGGACUUUGACAAGACCAAGGAGCUGUGCAAGCGAGCACUAGAAAUUAUACGAAGUGUUGGGGAAGAAGACCCGGAGUCGUUGCCUCCCAUGCCUAUCAGGCUGCAGUUAGCGAAAACUUUGACUGAUAUUGAUGCUUCGGAUGAAGCCAUUGAGGUGCUUCAUCAACUGCUCGACGAGGAUGAGAAUGAAGUUGAGGUGUGGUAUGUAUUAGCAUGUGCUCACAUGACCGCAGCAGCAGCAGCAGCACUCAAGGGGGAUGCCGAGGCGACAGAUCGGACCGAGCCUCUUCGCAUCGCGUCGGAGUGUGUGAGUCACGCCCUGGAUUUGAUCAAAAGGCAGCCCGAGGACGAUCAGUGGUCGGAACCCCUCCAGCAUCUAGGAGCGGAGCUCGAUAAACGGAAGCAGAAGCAGGGAAGUAGUGAUGAUGAUGUUCAAAUGAAUUGAGAUCGAAAUGGUCGUGGGGAUGUGCUGAAGAGGCGGUUCAGUCUCAUUCAGCAGGAACUUCCGUACUAGUAGCUGAAUGCACAUCCGAUUGCUCUUUAUUCUAUGUACCCGCUAACUACCCUUCUGUAGUAUAGUU